Messenger RNA from Trachemys scripta elegans, 926 nucleotides. Its product is annotated as sialic acid-binding Ig-like lectin 11. Bases 1 to 795 code for a protein of 264 amino acids. The record is from RefSeq and is a predicted model, not a curated record. The transcript has 4 exons. Lineage: Eukaryota; Metazoa; Chordata; Testudines; Emydidae.
AUGCGAGUCACUCUGUUAUUUCUAUUCCCAGACCCCAGCACCGCGGUGGGGAACGGUUCACAGUUCACGGCCCGGGAGGGUGACUCCCUGCGGUUCCUCUGCUCCAUCACCAGCAGCCCCCCUGCCACGCUGGUCUGGGUGAGGGGGGGCCGAGCCAUCGAGGGAGCUGGCCCUGUGUGGGAGAAUCAGCUGCGGCUGGAGCUGCCCAACUUGACGGCCGAGGACAGGGGGCUGUACGGGUGCUGGGCCCAGAACAAGGAGAGCUCUGCCCAGGGGACGUUCCAGCUGCUCGUCGAGUACAGCCCCCGGCCGGGGACCGGGCUGAACUCGUCCUGCCAGUGCCAGGGGCCCAGUGUCAGCUGCAGCUGCUCCCUGCGCUCCCACCCCCCACCCCGGCUCCAGUGGCAGGUGGAUGGGGAGCCCCUGGCUGGGAAUUGCUCACGGGGGGCCCUGCAGGUCAGCUCGUGGGCCCAGGGGGACGAGGCCGUCAGCACUCUGAGCUGGACGGGGAGUGGGGACGGGGGCCCCCAGAUCUUCUGCCUCGGCUCCAACCCCCACGGGACAUACGCCGCCCUGCAUUUUGACUUCAGCCCCUGGCAGAGAGCUCCCACAGGUGGCCUCACUGGGGCAUUUAUCGAAUUCAGCUGUAAACUCGUCUUCGUGGCGACUGGAUUCGUCCUGGCCUAUUACCUCACCCUGCUCUAUUACAGAUGGACACCCUGUUGCUGUUGUGGAAGCAAAAGGAAGGAUAGGCCGGGGGACAGGGAAUCCACGGUGCCCAAGUCCGGUGUGUAGAUCGGUCCGUUCCUCAGCCAUGGAAGAGCCGACAAGGACUUGGAAUCUCACAGGACUGAGGAAAUGGAGAAUGAGACCUCAGCUGGGGGGACUGUCACCCUGGGUGAGGACAAUGGGCCCGUUUAGCCCAG